AUGAAUUCACUUCCAUUGAAUGACGAACACAUUGAUGGACCUGCCCCUGUAGCUGAUGAUGUUGCCAUAGCUGAAUCAAAUCAUGCUUCUGAUAUUCAAGAUAGGCUAGAACUGGAUGGUGUUGAUAAACCAACAAAUAAACGUCAACGAAGGUUCACCUCAAAAUUUGUGGAAUUUCCCUAUAAGAAGCUUUAUGGUGAUGAAUCAUUUGAGUUCAUUCGUGUUUGUGAGAAGUUAUUCUUUUUGUUUGAUGAGUACAUGCACAAUUCUUUUAAGGCUAGUUCUUCACAGACAUCAGUUUCUCAGGACGUAGAUCAUGGUUCUCGUGCUGAAGGAGUAAGCUCUAGCUGUAGGCAAAAGACUCCAGUUGAACAAAACAGACAGCAGGUGAGAUAUCCAGAUCGUAUAACUCUUAUUAGAGGGAACCAUGAGAGUCGCCAAAUUACACAGAUUCGAACAAUUGAUAGAAAGCAAGAAGUACCCCAUGAUGGUGGCAUGUGUGACCUCUUAUGGUCAGAUCCUGCAGAUAUUGUUGAUGGUUUGUGGCUUAACUUCUUACAAAAUUGUCCUAUGAUGGCAGCUAAAUUGCUAAUGGGUGCAUAUAGAGUGAUUUUCAUGGAUGAUAUAUCAACUGGGCUUGAUAGUUCAACAACACAUCAAACUGUUAAUUAUCCUAGGCACACAACUCAUGCUUUUGAUGGGACUACAUUCAUUUCACUCUUGCAACCAGAUCGAGAUGUUACCAGUUUUGAGAACCAAAAAUUUAUCGUAGUUCUUGAUGAUCAUGAAUGA
Molecule: messenger RNA, 792 nt
Organism: Ilex paraguariensis (yerba mate)
Lineage: Eukaryota; Viridiplantae; Streptophyta; Magnoliopsida; Aquifoliales; Aquifoliaceae
Source: the annotation of a GenBank genome assembly